UGGCUGUGUAGCCGAGAGCGGGCAGUGCGCGCUGGGGCUGUUACGGUAAACACGCAGGAAGGAAAGUCCAUGAACAGGAAACGUUUUGCGGAAGAAAAAAAAGUGACAUUCGUUAAGGAUAUUGAAAAGCAAGACGCAGCAAAACCUUAAAACGUUGGCGUUCCACCAGAGUUUCUAGACGUCCACUGGCGGGAAGAGUGUUUUUUUUGUGUUCGGUAAUUGCGUAUGAAUGCGGGGUUUCUGCUUGUCGUUGGAACAAAUCAGUGGACUUGGAAGGCAGACCAACAUUCCACCCGCUCUUGCUGCUGGCUGCUGCUGCUGCUGCUGCUGCGUGAGUCGGGAGGAGGGUUGAGCCUCGCGGACAAGUAACGUUCCACCGGGGAGGAAAGUUUCCGUUGUGUGCGUUCUGCACAAACCCCCACGGAGAGGACGGGAGAGACCGCGGUGCGUUCUGCACAACACUCCCCCCUUCACCCCUACGGAGAGGACGGGAGAGACCCAAGGGACAGAGGACGUUCAGUUCGGAUAGUUGAAAACACGAGUUAUUCGAGUCGUGUCUGAGACUUUUUUUGUCGCGGUAAGGUUCUGAUUGAACAACAAGCGUUGUCUGUCAGUUUGCCAAACAUUCAUUUGGACUGUUAAGAUCUUAAAUAUGCCAGUUGUCAAGUGAACAUUUUUGGUGAUGUCUCACAGGAGUUGAACUGAUCAGUCUCGUUAGUAUACUACGUUAUAACUGUCUAAUAUAGUUGUGUUGGAAAAAGUCUGUUGUUGUUUUUUUUGGCCAUCACGCAUGUGGUUUACAGACUCAUAUCCAACUCUAUACGCUAACGUCACACCUCGACCAGACUUCAAUCUUAAGUCUAUUUCAGCCUAUUUCAUAGAAUCGCUUACUUUUGUGCUGAGAAUGAGUAUUAUACAAUAACCAUCAUUCCAGAUUGUUGAGGUUACUUGUACUAUUCGAUCGGCGCUACUACUCGACAACAGGACUGAAACUGUUGUAUGCUCUACGAGGACUUCCUCGACUAUUGAAGUGACUGGAACUAUAAAGCAUCCCUUUUGCGUUCUUCUUACGCAAUAACAGAGCAAAACUUGAACGGUUUACGGUGAAUAAUAAAACGGAAGUUUCCUCAUCAAGGCCCCGAACUGCUUCCACCGGGCCUUCAACCUGGGAUACGGAGUCAAGACACAGACUAUUGUUCAAACAGAACUGGUGAGAUGUGGGUCUCCACUGGGAACAACCGUUCGACCCAUACUGGGUCUGCACCCAAAGUUUGAAAACCGUUUUUGUGCUUUACUUUUGGAUGGUACUGAAUUUGUUGAUCAUCGUUUUGGAUCAUAGUAGAUCUAGUUUCUCACGCUUGAUUUGAAGUUUGCCAAUCAUCAUGCCGUGGUCUGCUACCCUCAUGUCGGUCUUACCAUCUCGGACGACCUACUUUGCGCCUCUUUUUGUAGUUUGCUGGUUCAUUUUUGCUUCGACCGUCACACAGGCUUUACUGUGUCUGCCGUGCGAUCAGUCAAAGUGCGAGGAGUUGCCGGUUGGCGCUUGCAAGGGCUCGGUGGUGCCGGGGAUUUGCGGCUGCUGCCGCGUUUGCGCCAGGCAACGAAACGAAUCGUGCGGGGGCGUGUUUGGACUGCACGGUACCUGUGAUCGUGGGCUCAGAUGCGUGAUACGACCACCAGAGAACGGAGACGGGAUCACUCAACAUGAAGUUGGCGUAUGUGAAGAUGAAGACUGGGAGGAGGGCCAACUGCUUGGAUUUGAGCCCUGCAGCGAGAACCUGAUAACCGGCUGCAACAUCCAAGAUGGCCGGUGCGUCUGCCAUGCCUUGCGCACGUGCGCCAACCCGUUCCAGUUCCCCUCGCUGGACAGCUGCAAGACAGCCCUGCGACAAAUAGAAGAUUCCCGUCCCGACUGCUCCAAGGCCCGGUGCGAGGUGCAGUUCUCGCCCCGUUGCCCCGAGGACUCGGUGCUCAUCGAGGGCUACGCCCCGGCGGGACAGUGCUGCCCCCUGCCGUCCCGCUGCGUCUGCCGCCCCUCCGGCUGCCUCCGCAAACUCUGCCAGCCGGGACACCUCACCAUUCUGAUCACCAAGGCUACGGGCCGCCCGGGCGAGUGCUGCGACCUCUACGAGUGUAAGCCCGUCUACAGCGUGGACUGCAGUGCCGUGGAGUGCCCUCUGGUCCAGCAGGGGAACUGCCCACUAGACAGCUACGAGACCCAGGUCCGACUGACCGCCGACGGGUGCUGUACUCUUCCUACUAGGUGUGAGUGUCUUCCAACAGGUAGCUGCGUCGUUCCCUCCUGUCCACCGGGCACCUAUCCCCAGAUGGUCGCCAACGGCAACGGCACUCCAGGGAGUUGCUGUGACCACUACCAAUGUGUUAAUGAUACCAAGUCGGUGUGUCUGUUCGGAGGAGUGGAGCGCGAAGAGGGCGAGCUCUUCCAAUUGGACGGCUGCCGUUUCUGCCGAUGCAAAGGGGGAGUGGCCAACUGUUACCAUGCCCAGUGUGGUAAACUGCGUUGCACACGGCAAUACACUCCUCCCGGAGAGUGCUGCCCAGUCUGUGAGGAUCCCAUCUUCCCAGCACUGAGCGCCGCCGGUUGCUACGUCAACGGCCGCAUCGUGGGGCACGGCGAGCACUGGCGCGAGGACGACUGCACCUUCUGCCAGUGUGUGGCGGGCGAGCGGCGCUGCGUGGCCGCCGCCUGCGCCCACAACUGCCUCAGUCCGGUCAAGGUGCCCGGGGAGUGCUGUCCCGUCUGCGAGGAGCCCAGCUACAUCACCAUGGCGCCCCCUACCUGUCCUGAGGAGAACUGCCUGCUUUCUGAGAGCGACUGUCGCUACGGUUACCCCACGGACUCCCGGGGAUGCCUGGCUUGCCGCUGCCAAACCAGAGAGGAGCACUGCAGUGCACUGAUCUCCGGAUGCAGUGUCAAGUGUGUGUUUGGCCGGCAGACAGACGCCGAUGGCUGUGAGACAUGCCAGUGUCGCCCACACCACAGACGAUGCAAGAUCCUGGUCUGUGACCGGGCCUGUCCCUUCGGCUACCAUAAGAACAGGCACGGCUGUGACACCUGCAGAUGCAAGAAAUGUCCAGAGGUGCCAUGUGACCUGUCCUGUACAAUGGGCUUUGAGACGGACACUCUGGGCUGUCUGCGCUGCGUGUGCAGAGGUGGUGUCUCUUCCGAGGCGCCUUCAGGCGGGAAGGCCGUGUGUCUCUCCAUGGACGGCCUGCAUCACGACGAUGGCGAGAGCUGGCACGAUGGCUGCCGGGACUGCUAUUGCCAUGGCGACCGGGAGAUGUGUUCCCUGAUCUCGUGUCCCGUUCCCGAGUGCGAGAAUCCCACAAUCCAGCCAGGGCAAUGCUGUCCUACUUGGUCCAGUACUUCUUUCCUGUUCAUGACUCCCCCGUACCGCUCCCCACCCCGGCCCUGGGGGGGGGUCCCGGCGGACUCCUCUGUGUGUGUGUCCCCCGGGGGAGAGCUGUUCUCUGGGGGGGAGGUGUGGAACAUGGACCCCUGCAGCCAGUGCACCUGCAGGCGGGGCCAGACCCUGUGCGAGAGCGAGGCCUGCCCGCCCCUGCUGUGCCAGCGGCCAAUCAGAAGCCACGACUCCUGCUGCCCACACUGCCCUGAGCACAGCACUCCCACGAUGGCCGCCCUGCCCGGCGGCGGCGGCGGCGACCCUGACUCCUCCCCCUCCCCAGGCUCCGGCGGGGCGGGGUCUCUGUGCCACAGCGCCGGCGGCGGGGACAUGUUCCUGCCCGGCGAGUCCUGGAAGCCCGACUCGUGCACCAGCUGCAUGUGCGCGGCGGGCGCCAUCGGCUGCUUCACCGAGACCUGCCCACCCACCUUCUGCCAGCGGCCGCUGCUCAAGAAGGGCCAGUGCUGCCCCUACUGCCUGGACUCCCCCACCCAGCCCAACGUGCCGGCGGGGGCGGCCGCCUGCCACUUCAACGGGCGGCAGUACUCUGACGAGGAGCGCUGGGACAUCGACGCCUGCACCCACUGCUACUGCCUGGCGGGACAGACGCUGUGCUCCACCGUGUCCUGCCCCGCCCAGGCCGCGCCCUGCGACAAGCCCCUCGCCAAGGAGGGCAGCUGCUGUCCCAUUUGCUUAGAGACCUUCUCUCCAACCAACGUACCGAUUGAGAAAACCGACUUGACGGGGGAACGGAAACCUGGGGCCUGGGACCACCCCUCCCACAGUCCCAACGACCUGCCCCGUUUCAGAGGUGACGUGAGCGGGCUCCAGAUGCCCUUCCUAUCCGGCUCCCCCAGAGGGGGCCCCCAGGGGGGCCGGGGGCCGGCCCAGUGUCUGAACAACCGGCUGUUCUCCGGGCUCGGCCCGCGGAGCGGCCUGGCCUCGCCCUCCUCCCCGGAGGACCAGGCCCUGUCCCCGCCGGCGCGGCCCGGCCAGAACAACCACCCCCGGGUGCUGCGCAUCGCGGAGCCCGAGCCGCGCUUCAGCGGCUACUACAGCAUGAAGGCCAGCAACCUCAACAACAACCUCAACCAGGACGCCUUCUACAGCACGCCACGGUACAUGAGACGGAAGAGGCGGGACAUGAUGCAUGUGCAGGUGUGUCUGGUGCUCGGAGUCCUUGGGAUCACCUGGGGAGUGUCUGCCCUGACUGACGUGUCUAGGUUACAUCUUGAGUCAUUCCCAGGAGCGUCUCUUGACCAAUCUCAACGCAGGAAGCUUUUGGCUGUCGCCAAUGGCACCCUUGAGAUCAACUGCACUGAGCCAGAUACGCCCAGUCACUCCCCCGUUGUGUCGGCUCCCCCAGGUGACGUGAGCGGGCUCCAGAUGCCCUUCCUAUCCGGCUCCCCCAGAGGGGGCCCCCAGGGGGGGCCGGGGGCCGGCGGGCCGGAGCUGACGGCCACCACCGUCAUGUGGGUGGUGCUGCCCCUCCUGCUGCUCCUCCUCCUGCUGGUCUCGGCUCUGCUCUACACCUCCCACCGGAGGCGCUGGCUCCCCCUGCAGUGCAAGGCCCAGUGUCUGAACAACCGGCUGUUCUCCGGGCUCGGCCCGCGGAGCGGCCUGGCCUCGCCCUCCUCCCCGGAGGACCAGGCCCUGUCCCCGCCGGCGCGGCCCGGCCAGAACAACCACCCCCGGGUGCUGCGCAUCGCGGAGCCCGAGCCGCGCUUCAGCGGCUACUACAGCAUGAAGGCCAGCAACCUCAACAACAACCUCAACCAGGACGCCUUCUACAGCACGCCGUGACCCCGCACGCCCACACACACACCAGUACACACCCCAUACACACACACACACACACGCACGCGCACAUGCACACAGACACACACAAUAUUAUCCUCAAGUAUUCAGAAAGAUGCAGAUGGUUACAUCCACAGAACUUGUAUGCCACACACUUUGACAUUUAGAGGAAAGAGUGAAGGAGAUGAAGAUAGGGUAAGGUUGUUGCAAAACUGUUAGGCUGUCACAUGACAUACAUGUACACACGUACGCAUAUAUUACACACACGUGCUAUAAAACGGCGAUCCAAUAUGGCGACCGAUGAUUGGGUCUGAGGAGCAUAAUCCAAUGAUACGCUUAGCAGUGGAGAUGUCUAGAUCUAUCGGGGUCUGCCACACUAGAUUAAUUUCUGACGAGGAUAAGAAAAUGAUCUGGUGUUAAUAACCAAUUAUUAACCAACGACAAUGUACACUGGUCUUUUUCUCGUUGUCCUGAUUGAAAAAAAAAGUCUAUUUUGGUAUAUCCUAUGCCUAUAACGCACAUAAACACGCAGACAUGCAUGGACCACACCACCCACCUAGGAUACCAGUACUCGAUAACAACCACACCUGUCUAUGGCUGACCAGCACAUCAUUAUCGACGCCCACACCCAAGCCUGAUCAGUCAAGGAGCAGGAAAUACGCCGUGGAAAUGUGACUCAGUGGGCCUGACACCAUGAAUACUUCAGCUGAGAUAAAACACAUCUUUAAACUCUCCUUGUGGACCUCACAGAGCUUGUUUCCCCCACCCCUCCACCCCCAACUUUCGAAAAUUCACCAUUUUGUCAUCGUCAAGGAAAGAAGCCGGUCGUCAAGCCCAACGCUAUAGAAGAAAGCACGGACGGACGGACGGACAGACACCCCCUUGCUUGUAAAUUAAACAGUGGGCGAAUGGACCCAGAUGAAAGGUGAUGGCGGGAAACGAGAGGGGCCCAGCGUGGAGAGACGGAGAGGGCUAGAGAUGGAGUGGUGGACUGUGUGCCUGUCCACUGCCUCUCUGCAGCCUCAAAAAAAUGGUAUUCUUGUAAUCGUUUUUGUUUUUUUCUGAAGGGCUCCUUUUAUUAGAGACCAACAGUGAUAUCGCUAACCAACCCCCCCCCUCGCCCCCUUCACCGGAAUACUCCAUGAUGUGCCCUUGGCCGGUGGAGGUGUGAUGGGGAGCGCUGGUCAUUAACUCAAGCACUCCCAUUCUAUUGACUUUAUACAUACACAUACAUUCACUCUUUACACAAACCACAACGCAUGACCGUAGCGGCUGGUUUAGCCUGGCAGGGCCUAUAGGCUUGUGACGGAUGUGACGAGGCUACGUCAUCACGUAGACAUACCGUAAUAUCUAAAGAUGAGCUGGUUGUCCUUCCGGAAUCUGUCAAAAAUAUGAAUUGGUGGAGUCCCUCAUGUCUUGUAUGAUUUGGCCUCUUGAGCCAAAGCCAAACAUUGAGCAAUGUCCAACUUCCUCUGGCCCACGAUGACUACGACUAUUCCCAUUUAUUUGGGGUUUAGGGCUGUUUUUUUUUUUUUAACCUGUUUUUUAGAAUGAUUUAUGUCUCAAUUACGAGAUUGAAUCACUCUUGCUUAACUUGACGAUGGAGUUCCCCCAAUCCGGCUAGGAAUGAGCCCGUACGUAGAAGCGUCCUAGCACGCCACUGGACGGCCCAGCGACCACAGGGGCUCCGGUGUUGUGUUGUGUUUUUAGGUGACCUGUUUGCGUAGAUUACGUAUUUAUCCCCAGAGAACGAGUUGAGCCGUUCCAGACGUUGACAUCUUCAGUCCUCUUGGCCCUCGGUGUGAACCCACGGUGUCCCCAUAGAAUUGUUAUACGCCUGAGUCCAGGAAACGGGCGUGUCAGUGAUUGAUUGCACUUAGAAAGUAUUGUUUUUCUCUCUAGCAGAUAUAUUGAAAUUGGGACAAGACAAUGGUCAGGGUUAUGCCUCUGAGUGUUGUGACACAGAUGUAAAGUGGUUUUGUUACUGUGUAGGACUGGAGUGAGUUCACUUUAACUGUUCAAUGAGUUUAUCGUGUAAAUAUAGAUAUUGUGUAUUUUUGGCCUGAUAA
Gadus morhua (Atlantic cod) is the source of this 7291-nucleotide messenger RNA. It is a transcript of the gene crim1, whose product is annotated as cysteine rich transmembrane BMP regulator 1 (chordin-like). Gene Ontology annotation, molecular function: serine-type endopeptidase inhibitor activity; protein binding. Bases 1383 to 5228 code for a protein of 1281 amino acids. The transcript is spliced from 22 exons. Gene Ontology annotation, cellular component: extracellular region; plasma membrane. NCBI's taxonomy places the organism in Eukaryota, Metazoa, Chordata, Actinopteri, Gadiformes, Gadidae. The record is from RefSeq and is a predicted model, not a curated record.